AACGUAAGAUAAGUGAUGAUAUUUAAGCGAUGCUGGGCCCUCGGGUCAGUAUCUCCGCUGCAGUGCUUCAAAGACCUCCGGACCAACAUGUUGACUAGAUCUCUCGCCUUCGCCCUCUUGGCUCUCGCCGCCUCAGUGAGUGGUGACAAGACUGCAGAAGAACCUCUUUCCUUCGCCAGUAUCUUUGAGAACAUCAACACCAAGUUCCAGAAUGCAACUCACGUUGUUGAGGGAAUUCUGGGAGUGGACAUUCCUUCAACCAAACAAGAAGUAGAGACGGCUCUACAAGAAAACCUCAACAACCUGAAGGACAGCGCAGCGAAGAUCCAAGCAAAGCUGGCAGAAUACAACGUAACAGGCAACUCCUUGUCCGGGAUCCUGGCACAAAUCCAAGGCCAGGUCAAUUCCACAGUGGAGGACCUUGCCCAGAGGAACCCUGACGUUGGCAAGCUGCUGGAGCAGGUCAAGACAGGCUACACAAACCUGGCGGAUGUGGGCCAGAAGGUCCAGAAGGUUGUGGAGGAACAGGCGGGAUCUGCCUCUGAGGACCUCAAGGGCCUGGCUCAAAGCGCCCAAACUGAACUGUCCAAGGCAGCCACUCAGUUUGAGAAACGAGUCCAGGAAGUCUUGGCUACAAAGGAUAAGACCUCUGGCAAAGCCUAACUAUAACGCUGUCAACCUUGAAAAUAUAACUAAAAAUUUUUUCCUUGUCUCUUACACUGAAAUUAUUAUAAAUAAAAAUAUCAGAAAACAACACAAUACAUACCUUUAUAAGUUAACUUAAUUGUUUAAACCUCUAUAUCGAAUUAUGAAUAAUAUAACGUAAUUGAAUAAUAUCACACAAAUACAGAGCAAUGUGAAACCAAACGUUGUAGGUUAUACGAAUAAAAAUAUUUACUAUUUUUAA
Molecule: messenger RNA, 907 nt
Organism: Macrosteles quadrilineatus (aster leafhopper)
Lineage: Eukaryota; Metazoa; Arthropoda; Insecta; Hemiptera; Cicadellidae
Exons: 4
Coding region: 16-663 (215 amino acids)
Source: RefSeq, a predicted model, not a curated record